Molecule: messenger RNA, 2669 nt
Organism: Ixodes scapularis (black-legged tick)
Lineage: Eukaryota; Metazoa; Arthropoda; Arachnida; Ixodida; Ixodidae
Exons: 3
Coding region: 175-2583 (802 amino acids)
Source: RefSeq, a predicted model, not a curated record
GGGAGACGUCAGAUGAGAUCGCACAAAUCGAGCGAGCGUGACCCGUGCUUUGAGGCCGCCUUACAACUGAUGUCAGCACAUUUCUGCUGGGUGACGAGAAGUAGGGACACCUGGAGUGCUGUGGGUUUUUAUUAACGUCGCUAGUUGCUAUCUCGUGGAUCAGGAGAGGAGUCGAUGCCUGGAAUCCGUUUCCUUCAGUGCCACAAGUGCAAGAAAAGAGAGGUCACAUUGAGGUCCUUAUUUAGGCACCUUCAUGCGGAGCACGGACACGAAAGAAACUGGCUGUGUGGCCUUCAAGGGUGCUUAAAGACAUAUGUCACAUAUGGAGCAUACCGGAAGCACGUUUCGAGGUAUCAUGCGAAAAUCCUUGAGGAAAACAACAUUCAGUACAACACUGAAGGAAGCGAGGAGUCGGAGCAUGGUGUUGCAUCCACCAGGAGGGAGCAACUCAACAGCCUUCCAGUUAUGCCGUUCAGUGCGAAUGCCGAUAUUUCACAAGACAUGGAGACCAGUGUGCCUGACUCACCUCGCGAUGGGCCAGACUUGUUCAAGCAAUUUGCUCUCUUGCAGCUGAAGUGGAAAAAGGGAAAGCGCUUGCCAAGUUCUACCUUGCAAGAUAUAUCCACUGAUGUUUUGUAUCUGCAGAGCAUGUUUGAGCUUUCCCUUUCUCCUUCGCAACUGGUAAGGAAUAAUGUGAAAUCAUGUGUUGAGUGUAAGCUUGAAAAGCUACUAAAUGAGCAUGAACGAGAAAUGUAUUGGAAGUUCUGCCUGCCUUUUGUAGAGCCAGAAAGUAUUUGCAUUGGUAGAGACUCAAGAGGAAAAAAAGAGACUUUCAGCUAUAUUUCUGUGACAAAAGUCCUAGAGAACUCACUGCAAAACCUUUCUGGCAAUGUCGGGUGUUCACAUUCACCAAGGUCAGAUGAGUACCUUGUUGAUGUCUUUGACGGAACAGCUUUUCAAGAUCAUGCAUACUUUCGGGGUGAUAAUAGACAGCUGUGCAUUCAACUUUACACCGACGAAUUUGAGGUCUGUGAUGCCCUGGCAAGCAGACUAGGAAAGCAGAAACUGAUGGCAGUGUAUUACACAGUACUGAAUGCUCCUCUUGACUCUAGAUCGAAGCUUUCCUCCAUCCACUUGGCAGUGCUAGCAAAAGAAAAACUUGUAGCAAAGUAUGGCUUAAAGAGAAUACUUGAACCCCUUGUAAAUGAUGUGGCGCUGUUAGAAACAGUAGGCGUUACUGUUAACGGAGAACUUCUCAAAGGGUCCGUGUUCUUCGUUACAGGGGAUAAUCUUUCUUUGCACCGAUUAGGCGGUUUCAGGUGCAGCUUCAGUCAUGGUAGGAUAUGCCGAUACUGCAUGGCCUUACAUCAGGAGAUAGGAACAAAGCACCGACCGUCUGACUUUCAGGAGCGAACACCAUCUCUCCACAACCACUACCUCAGCUUGCUAUCUCGUGGUGUCAGCUGCUUGCCUUUGUAUGGCGUGCGCAGUGAAUGUGCUGUCACAUUUUCUGGCUUUGAGCCUACACAACACCUUCCGCCUGACGUCAUGCACGAUCUACACAAGGGAGUUAUACCACUGUUGCUAAAGGAGGUUAUUUCCUUUUUUGUCAAGGAUGGCACUUUUACUUUGGAAUUGUUAAACACUGCCAUUGUGACGUAUAAAUACAGUGAGGAUGAUAAGCGUAAUAAGCCGGAACUGGUGUCAACUAGUAUGUUGCAAAAAAAAGGAACUAUCAAAGGGAGUGCUUCGCAGCUGUACUGCUUAUUUCGGUACUUGCCUUUUUAUGUGGGGGAGUGCAUACCAAGGGGCCAAAAGGUGUGGGAGUUGUACCUUUUGUUCAGAAAGGUAGUAGACAUAAUCAUGAGCAAGCGAGUAACAGUAGACUAUAUUGCAUACCUCGAACGCCUGAUCACAUGCUUCUCCGUAGACUUCAAAGAUGUGUUUCCAGCUGUUCGUGUACCUUGCAAAUUACACUUCCUGAUUCAUUACCCUAGGUACAUGCUCAUAUAUGGGCCACUUGUUCGGAUUUGGUCGAUGCGCUAUGAGGGCAAGCAUCAAUACUUUAAGGACUUAGCCAGAAAGCUUAAAAACUUCAAGAAUAUCGUGUCCACUUUGGCAAAUCGUCAUCAAGCUUAUGAGAUGUAUCUGCAGUGUUGUGAAACCGGCGAUAUGAACAUGACCACCAGGGGAUGCAAGCCCUUACUGUAUGAGCAUCUUCCUUUCGUUGUAAAGAAUUUCAUAUGUGCAAAUGCGAUGAGCACUGAAAACAUCUUUUCUUUGGUGUCGGCUGAUAUUGGCGGCUCUGCACAUGCAGUUGGCAGUGUUAAAGUGAUCGACUUAUCUUCCGACCAGCCAACUUUUGUCAUGGUCACUGGUAUUUUUUCAGUGAGCCGGCAUGUCUUGCUCCAGGUAGAGAAGCUUGAGACAAUAGAAUUUGAUGAACAUUUUCAUGCAUACGUGAUCAGGAAAACUUCAGAAACUAGCAUUUUGACUGAUGUAUCAAGCCACCAGACAGACGCACUGGCCAUUCAUGUUUUAGGAACCAGGAUCCUUGUUUCUGUACGCCAUGCUCUGAUAUAGAUUUCACAUCCCAGAAACUGCUCAGUGUACAUUAUUUGAACUUUUUCUUGUGUUUCUUGUUGCAAUGAAUAAAAGUAGUUUGAAGU